GCCGGUCUGGACUCCGGCAGCAGCGCCUACCUUUGCCCCCAGCCUGAGGUCGCGGUUCCCCGAGGCUGCUCUGCGCCAUGUCCCACCAGACCGGCAUCCAAGCUAAUGAAGAAGUCAAGGAAAUCUUUGCAAGAGCUAGAAAUGGACAAUAUCGUUUUUUAAAACUAGUUAUUGAAACUGAACAGCUUAUUGUGAGAUCUGCUGAACAACCUGGUGCAUCCUGGGAAGAAGACUAUGAUUCCUACGUUCUUCCACUUCUUGAAGACAAGCAGCCAUGUUACAUACUGUACAGAUUAGAUUCGCAAAAUGCCCAAGGAUAUGAAUGGAUUCUUAUUGCAUGGUCACCAGACCAUUCUCCUGUUCGUCAAAAAAUGUUGUAUGCAGCUACUCGGGCAACUCUGAAGAAAGAAUUUGGAGGUGGGCAUAUUAAGGAUGAAGUAUUUGGAACAAACAAGGAAGAUGUUUCACUGAAUGGUUACCAAAGGUACUUGGUAACUCAGUCUUCCCCUGCCCCCCUGACAGCAGCAGAAGAAGAGCUUCGACAGAUCAGGAUUAAUGAGGGACGAACUGAAGUCAGUGUGGAUUCUAAGCAUCAGACUCUACAAGGAGUAGCAUUCCCUAUAGCCAAAGAUGCUGUCCAAGCAUUGGAAAAACUGAAAAACAAACAACUUAAUUAUGUACAAUUGCAAAUUGACAUGCAAAAUGAAACUAUCAUCCUGGCUAGUACAAUCCCAACAGAGUUGAAGGACUUGCCAAAAAGAAUUCCAAAGGAUUCUGCACGGUACCACUUUUUCCUCUACAAACAUUCCCAUGAAGGAGACUAUUUGGAAUCUAUAGUUUUUAUCUACUCUAUGCCUGGCUAUAUGUGUAGUAUACGAGAGCGGAUGCUAUAUUCUAGCUGCAAGAGUCCCCUUCUAGAAAUUGUUGAAAGACAGCUGUGGAUGCAAAUCAUCAGAAAGAUUGAAAUAGAUGAUGGAGAAGAGCUAACUGCUGACUUCCUUUAUGAAGAAGUUCAUCCUAAACAGCAUGCACACAAACAAAGUUUUGCUAAGCCAAAAGGACCUGCAGGAAAAAGGGGGAUUCGAAGAUUGAUUAGAGGUCCAGCUGAAACUGAAACAUCUACUGAUUAAAUGCAGCAAGUGUACUGGGAACAAAAAGCAUUAUAUGAUAGGAAGUGGGGGAAGGGAAAGCACCCCAGCCUUUAAUGAUUAGCUGAAAGCAUUCCACAUUGAUCUUUUCCAGGAGGGAAAAAAGAUUUUCCAUCUUGUUACUUUUCACUGCACUUACUGGCUGCAUCACUAGAGAUCUAAGAUUCACAGCCUGUGGUUGUAAUGCAUUGAUUCAAAACUAAAAUUACAAGCUUGUAGUAUGCUAAUUCUAAUCUUACUUUAUUUUGUAGCUAUAUAAUUAAUUACUACACUCCUCACUCACUCCCCACAUAGCUUGCAAUCACUUUUAAUGAUGACCUAAAAGGACUUAAUUUUUGAAAAAUUAAAUCAACUCUAUUAAUUUAGAAAGUUGCUUUUUGGGAAUAAAAACAGAGGAGGAAUAACCCUUGUAUUUUUUUUACCAUAUCCCCUGACACCAUAGAAGUAUGUACUGUUUUAUACCACAGUCUUUAAUAUUAAUGUGGAAACAAGCACUAUUGUGAUCAGUGAACUAU
Messenger RNA from Varanus komodoensis (Komodo dragon), 1663 nucleotides. It is a transcript of the gene TWF1, whose product is annotated as twinfilin actin binding protein 1. Gene Ontology annotation, biological process: barbed-end actin filament capping; actin filament depolymerization; regulation of lamellipodium assembly. The transcript is spliced from 9 exons. Gene Ontology annotation, cellular component: actin filament; cytoplasm; myofibril. The record is from RefSeq and is a predicted model, not a curated record. Bases 78 to 1130 code for a protein of 350 amino acids. Gene Ontology annotation, molecular function: actin monomer binding; actin filament binding. Lineage: Eukaryota; Metazoa; Chordata; Lepidosauria; Squamata; Varanidae.